Molecule: messenger RNA, 2062 nt
Organism: Zootermopsis nevadensis
Lineage: Eukaryota; Metazoa; Arthropoda; Insecta; Blattodea; Termopsidae
Source: RefSeq, a predicted model, not a curated record
UGGUGUGUAAAUCGGAUUCAAAAAGAUCAUCAUAAGGCUUCUGGUUCCAUAAAAUGCGAGGAAUUUCUUCGCCAGCUGAGCGCCUAUCAGCUUUUCAAAAAGUACUCUGCUGAGUGUAGUUCGUUAAGUCCUUGAGAUUCUAAUAAGAAUUAGUCGUGUCUGGACAGACGAUUCCGCUGCAGUGAGCGUGUUGCCCGCUCACGAACAUCGGCGUUCAGUCACUACAUUGGCUAUGGAAACACGCUGUUUCACCUACACAGGAAAUCUAUAGUCACGUGGUACAGGAAUAUGUUCCGAUUAGCUUAAAAGGGAAGGGUUUGGAAAGAAGCGAUCAUGACUUGUCUUAAAGGGACCGACGGGAGUUUACCGCGUACUAUCCAAAUAAAAGUUCAGAGGACCACCUAAACACGGACCUUCUCGAUGAAUCAGCGCUCUGCUUUUCUUAAGAAAGAUAAAACUGGCUGACUUAUCUGCUAUUGUAUUGUGUACGAUGUUACAAGUCACGAUGGAAAGUCCUCGUACCAACAGAUGACGUAUGUCUGAAGCCCACCAAGAACAUUCUCAGCAGGAGGUAAGUCCUUCUUUACGUUAUCUGUACCAGGUUGGUUUUAAAACCUUAUUCAUUUCCGAGAAAAGCCAUUCACAAUUCAGUGGUCGUAUCAGUGUUAUGCAACGCAACGGAGCAUGAUAAUGUGCAGAACAGAGGGCCAUUCAAAGAUGACUGACGUAAAGCCCCUCCUGUUCCCCCAAGCACAUAAAAGCGCUGUUAAUCAGACGAUAGACAUCAGUGACUACUAGAACUUGUCAUGGGCGUUACAGCUGUUACCGCAUGUCUGCUGGUGUGUCUGGCGGCGAUACAUGGCGCCCCAUCACAGAGAGACAGCACACAAGUUCACAGAGGCGUACCAGAGAGUCGUAACAGCUUACUGGUCGCUGAUAAAUCGGAGGAUAAGGCAGUCAAACUGGAAGACAUUCUGAACGAGGGAAAGAAUUUCGAACCUCGUCCGAAAGGGGGCAGCUUCAGUCCUGUUAGAAACGAGAUGGACGGACAAAAGAAAUCUUCCUUACCUGAGUUCAACCGAAUUCCAUCGCUGAGUAACUUCUGUCCGACGUGUGUCCCGGACUCAUUUCGCUGGAACAACAGGUCAUGACAACAAUAAAACCGAGUUUACUCUCCACGUGCUGUGGAUUCUGCAGUCUCAGUAGUGACCAACUCCUUGUAAUCGAACGCAGGCUCACAAAGAACAUGAAAAGGAACUUAAACGAGCGUCCUACGGUCAAAACAAACAAAGCCUAGCGUAAGCACAGACCUUGAGGGCGUUAGACUAGGCAAGCUAUAAAACAAAACGCGCGUGGAACAAGGUUUUGUUUUUGACUGUGUGAUACACCGAAUGAAUUAUGACACAUAUUUCAGGUGUACAUUUUAUUUAUUUGUUAUUCAAAACAGUGAAUUUGUGUAGUCUGGACAAUGUUUUUAGAUUCACUGCUGAGAACUGUCGCCAUUGAUCAUAUUAUUUAUUUCAUUUCAUGAAUUGUUUUUCUACGUCACUUUUAAUAUCAUUAAAAUAUAUGUGAUUUUUCUUAUAAAGUGUUGGAGCCGAUGUUAGACGACUAAUACGUGACCAUGCAUCUUAGUGCUGAAUACUUUAAAUCUGACCAACAUCCCUUGGGGCUUUGCAGUAGGGCGUCCAUCUUGUGAGAGCUGAUCUCUAGGCAAAACUGUACAGAGCCCUUGAUUAACCAUUUUGAAAAAAGCUGUAUUCAUUUCGGAAAUUUCUGGUAACUUACAUGUCAACGAAGGUGCAGCCUUCUCUGCUACUAGCAGGGGGCAGUCACAUGACACAGUUCAAAAUGGCGGAUUGAUAAAAGUGAUUCUGGUUCUGUCGGCAUAAUUGAGCUUCGUACUGUAAGGAUUAAUGCCUCGUUCUUGCUGGUAUUAAUAAAUUUGAUUUUGUAUUAGUGUCCUUCCUGAAUGUACUGACUUCUUUGCAUUAUUUACAUUUGUUGUCGUGUAACAAAAUAAUAAAGUUACGAACCUUGAAAAGUGUUCACGAGAAAAUGA